Molecule: messenger RNA, 1086 nt
Organism: Symbiodinium sp. CCMP2456
Lineage: Eukaryota; Dinophyceae; Suessiales; Symbiodiniaceae
Source: the annotation of a GenBank genome assembly
AUGCAACUCUCCACGGAAGUGGGCAAAGUCUUCGAGAGAAUCAUCCGGGCAGUUCAGGAUGAACAGGAGGUACUUGCGUCGGCGGCUCAGGUGAGCGAGGACAAGAUCACGCAAGCCGAGCUCUACUCCUCUGCGCAGAAGGCGCAGUUGGACCAGCUGUCUGCAGAGGUUUCGCAGCAUCAGCGAGAUGGCGAAGAAAAGGACGCCAAACUGCAGACGAUGACAGACGAAAACAGGAACCUCUCAGAGCAAGUUCGGCAGCUUGAAGACGAGAUCACAGGGCUUCGGCAGCAGCUUCUGCAGAUCAAGCUGAGUCGGACGCGGAAAGAUGCGGCGCAGGACUCCGUAGCACCGGUGGCGUCGGCGGAGGUAUCGGCCGCGGGUGCUCCGGGAGCAACCAAGGAAGCUUGCUCUUCAUCGCGCAGUUCAAGCCCAUCCUCCUUCACUGUGCCGCCCAAAGCCGAGGAGGCCAGCGACGACGACGCCGAGGAUGAAGAAGAGGAGGAGGAGAUGCAGGAGCCACCAGAGGCGAAGGUGACGGAGGACACAGCCGCAAACAAAGAGGAGCCAAUAGCGGCAGCCUCUUCGAGUCCGAGGCCUCCUCGCGAGCGGAGUCGCAGUCGCCCGCUGACGCGGGGCCAAGGGCGGCUCCGGAGCGUCUCCCCAUCCCAAGGCGACCACGAGCCACAGCCAAAGAGUUCCGCUCGCCACGUAACAAAGCGUUCAGACUCUCGCCGCCCGUUGGCACGACACCAGACCGCUCCGUCCCGCCAUGCAAGGAGCCGCGCAUCGCUUCCGCCCCCACCCCCCCUGCCGGAGCGAGGACGGGCCCGGCAGGCGACACGAGACAAGGUAUGCUUCCAGUACUGCGCACGUGGGAAAUGUGCCUCGGGAGAUGAGUGCCCCUUGCGACAUCCGCCCAAAGAAGACGCGGACAAAAUAAUGCGCCGGGUGGAAACAACCGCAUGCCGCGAUGGCAACGACUGCACGCGCCCUCACUGCUACUUCGCGCAUCCGGGAAGCAACUCGGGAGGAAAAGGGAAGCGAGUGAAACGCUCAAAGCCGGAGAGAGACCGAAGACGAUGA